Molecule: messenger RNA, 1092 nt
Organism: Populus euphratica (Euphrates poplar)
Lineage: Eukaryota; Viridiplantae; Streptophyta; Magnoliopsida; Malpighiales; Salicaceae
Product: CASP-like protein 2B2
Exons: 3
Coding region: 154-762 (202 amino acids)
Source: RefSeq, a predicted model, not a curated record
AAAGCAUGCACAAUAUUGUUGUCGUGGGGAUGGCUAUUUAAAAGUAGUUGAACUGUUCAGAUGUGAGAUAGUGCUUUGUGCGUUGAGUUCGAGAGACUUGGAGAGUUACCUGCGAUCUCUUAGACGACUCCUCUUCUUUUGAGAAAGAAAAAGAUGAGUUAUUUAGGUGUUGGUGUUAGUCCUGGAAAUGUACCAGUGUAUCAUGGCACUAACUUGAAGGUUAUUGAUAGGAGAGUGAGGCUAGCAGAGUUGGUCUUGAGGUGUGUGAUCUGUUGUUUAGGAGUUCUUGCUGCUGUUCUUGUUGGUACAGAUACUCAAGUUAAAGAAAUCUUUUCAAUUGAAAAGAAAGCAAGAUUCACUGACAUGAAAGCUCUUGUCUUUUUGGUGGUGGCUAAUGGGAUAGCAGCAGCCUACUCAUUGGUUCAAGGGGUGCGCUGUGUUGUGGGCAUGGUUAAAGGAAGUGUUCUGUUUAGCAAGCCCGUGGCUUGGGUUAUUUUCUCUGGGGAUCAGAUGAUGGCAUACCUAACUUUGUCUGCAGUGGCAGCUGCUGUGCAAUCGGCAUCAUUUGCGAAGUUGGGACAGCCUGAUCUCCAAUGGAUGAAGAUAUGCAACAUGUACGGGAAGUUCUGUAACCAAGUUGGUGAGGGAAUAGCAAGCGCGCUGUUGGUCAGUGUUAGCAUGGUUGUCUUGUCCUGUAUCUCUUCUUUCAGUCUCUUCCGCUUGUAUGGUGGCAACAAGGGCAAGGACGGUGCAAGGUGGUAGGUUCUCAGAACUACCGUUUCUGGUCAUUGCACCACCCUGCUCUACCAUAUUUAUGUGAUUCGGAAUGUCCUGUAAUAUGGUGGCCUUUUCUUAGAUAUGAAGAGAUGCAAAGUAAAAUAGUGCAUGAUCUGUGACCUCAAUGCUGACAAUAAAUCAACGUUGCGUUCUGUGGAUACAUCAAUGGUUUGUGUCUUUAGCAUGCUUCCUCUGUCAACUAACUAGGACUCAGAGUGCUGGAUUUUGAUUAGGAUUGUUCAUUCUGUCUGUCAUAGUUUAUCUUUCUUGUGUUUUUUGCAUCUAUAUAUGAAUGUCAAAUUAAUAUUUGCGCUC